Messenger RNA from Dovyalis caffra, 738 nucleotides. Lineage: Eukaryota; Viridiplantae; Streptophyta; Magnoliopsida; Malpighiales; Salicaceae. The record is from the annotation of a GenBank genome assembly.
AUGGAAGCAAUGAACAUGUGCUCUACUUCUUCUUCAGAUUCUUCUUCUUCGGAGUCUUCUUUCAAUGGAAAUAAAACACCAAGAAGCACCAACAAAUCUGAAAGAAUUAAAGGUCCAUGGAGUGCAGAGGAAGACAAGAUUUUGACCACGCUUGUUGAGCGACAUGGACCCAGAAACUGGUCUUUAAUAAGCCGUUACAUAAAGGGUCGAUCUGGAAAAUCAUGCAGGCUCAGGUGGUGCAAUCAGUUAAGCCCAAAUGUGGAGCACCGUCCAUUUUCUCCAGUUGAAGAUGAAACAAUCCUGGCUGCUCAUGCCAGGUAUGGUAAUCGAUGGGCCACCAUUGCCAGGUUGCUGCCGGGUCGGACCGACAAUGCAGUCAAGAACCAUUGGAACUCCACAUUGAAGAGAAGGGCCAGAGAACGCCAAAGUCAAAUAAAUUUGGAAGGUAAUUUUGAUGGUAAUUAUGGCAACAACAAUGAAGGCAUUGCUAUUAAUGUUGCAUCACGAUCUAUGCCAGAUGGCAUGGUAAGAGAAGAGGAUGAUGCGUUGACCGCAUUGACUCUCGCGCCGCCGGGGAUUGGCGGUGGAGUUGGUGGUAAUAAUGGUGGAAUGUUAGCGGAGAGGACGACAGAGAGUUUGCCAGCUGGAUUUUGGGAUGUGAUGAGGGAUGUUAUUGCAAGGGAAGUAAGAGAAUAUGUGAGUUCGACAAUCUCUGAGAGCACUUCAGGAUUUCAUUAA